Melitaea cinxia (Glanville fritillary) is the source of this 2730-nucleotide messenger RNA. It is a transcript of the gene Dok, whose product is annotated as docking protein 3. Bases 188 to 1798 code for a protein of 536 amino acids. NCBI's taxonomy places the organism in Eukaryota, Metazoa, Arthropoda, Insecta, Lepidoptera, Nymphalidae. Gene Ontology annotation, cellular component: cytoplasm. The transcript has 2 exons. Gene Ontology annotation, biological process: positive regulation of MAPK cascade; cell surface receptor protein tyrosine kinase signaling pathway. The record is from RefSeq and is a predicted model, not a curated record.
CAUAUAAAAGCUGUCAUUUUAGAUUGCAUUUCGCACUGCACUUCAGAAUACAUAAAAAUAUUAUCUUCCGUGUGAAAUUUUAAAAGCUCUAUGAUAUAAAUGAGCUUUAUUUUCUAAAGCAAUUGAACGUGAUGUUAAAUAUUACUUUAAAUAACAUCAAAAAUAACUAAAUAUAAUAAAUAUCACGAUGGAGCCGGACGAUGAAAUAAAAUCGGGUUGCUUAUUAUUUCCACCAGCGGGAGGAAACAUGUUUAGUAAAUUUCCUAAAAAGAAAAACUGGCAACAAAAAUACUGUAUCCUAUUCAAUGCUAGUAUACAGGGUAUUGAACGUCUCGAAAUAUACGACAAUAAAGACGAUGUUACGUCUGGUGCAAUUCCAAAAGUUCUAACCCUUGAAAAUUGCAUUAAAAUAACACAUUCUAGUCCUAAUACAAUUACUAUACUGACUAAGUCACACACACAACAAGUCUGCGCACAAUCUGAACCAGAAACAUUGGAAUGGGUCACAGCUUUACAGUCAGUUGCUUUCAAAGGUAGAGAUUCCGGUCCCUUAAGCUGUGACGAAGACAACGAUCUUUACUGCUCAUCAGGUGAAGGGGUAUUCUCAGUCAAAAUGUGUACCUCUGAAGCCUCAACAAGAUGUGGAUUUGAACCAAUCCGAUAUCUACUUCUAUUAACCACAACUGCUAUCGAAUUGAGAGAUGUCAAUGAUAAUAAGUUGUAUGCAACUUGGCCAUAUAGGUACAUAAGACGUUAUGGUUAUAGACAGGGUAAGUUUACAUUUGAAGCGGGGAGAAAAUGUGAUACAGGGGAAGGUAUUUUUCACCUAGAACAUCCCAAUCAGUCAGAAAUUUUCAAAUGCCUAUCUCUUAAAAUGAAAACAAUGAAACAGAUGAUUGGCAACGACAAUCUCAACAGUCCCGAAUUAAGUUGUCCUAGAUCAAAGAGCCCUCUUGUAGGAACAAGACCAGAAGACUUAAAUUUGAGCUCUCUUUCCUUUAAGACAGCGUCAGUAUCAAGUAAUCAAUCAGCCAGUACAGAAAGAGAUACAGCUCCACUUCUAAUGCCCAAACCAGCACUUAAACCAAAACCGCAGAAACCUCCACGUAAAAUUGUGAACCUUCACAAAAUAAGUAAAGAUCUGCCAAGUUCCUCAGAUGAGAGUAUUGAGUUUGGACGAUAUAAAAAGCUAGAUAAUUAUGAACCAAUUGAUCAAGUAAAGCGAGAACAUAGUCCUCCAUCUGUGCCAUAUGACAAAGUUGAAGUAAGAAGUGAAGCUUGGAGGACUUUAGGUAUCGAUGAUCCCGACCACACAGAAUUUACUCCAAACCUAGCUGACAGUCCCAACUGCAUGAAACUUAUAUCUAGGUCUCAGGAUAAUUUGAACACAUCUGGACCUGAUUCUUCAAGAAUUAUUCUCUUACCAAGCCCUGUCGUUGAUCCAGAAGAUGAAAAUUACGAUAGGUUACAAUACUUUGGAUCAACGAGUAAGCUAAACAAGUCUUCUAGAUAUAAGAAGAUUGAAGCAAGACCGACCACUUUGGCUCUGAGUGAACCUAAAAAUAAAGAUACUUGGAAUGAUUAUGAUGAAGUGGAAAAUGUUAUGCAAACAGCAAGGUUGGCUGAUGAUUCUCAUUUAGGUUAUGGUAUGAUUAGAAAGCCAAACACUCCCGGGCCCCAAGUACCAACAGCUGCUCAAACUCAAAUCCUCCAAAAUCAAGUUGGUUUGGAAGAUAUAACCCAUACUACUUGGAAUGGAACAGACUAUGCUAUCAUUAGCCGUCCAAAAAUAGUGUAAGAGAAUUUAUUGUCAUUGAGAUUGGAUAUUAAAGACUGAAAUGGCAGUUUUACCUAUAUUCUAUGAUAGUGAUAUAUUUUUUUUAUAAAAUUGUUAAGCAUUCCCAAAUAAUGUAUGACAUAUUCGAAUCCACUGUGCUAUAAAGUUUAUGUAUUUUAUUUUUAAAUAGUAGCAAUUGUCAGUAACAUAAAAAAACUUGAAUAAGAAACUUGUUUUUCAGGACAAUUUACAAUUCUCGAAUUUAAUUGAAAUAGAUAUUUCUUAUGACAUAAAUCUUAUUCAAUUGUUUUAAAAGUAUUAAUCUGAAAUUUGAGACUGUUUUUUUUAGCAUUCCAGUUUGAUAUUUCUAUAAUCUAAAAUAUCUUUUACUAUAGAUAAUAAUGUUUAUUAUUUUGACGCACAAGUUAUAUAGAGAUUAUAACAAAUGUGAUUUAUUAGUGCCUUAUAUUUACCAUUUUAUUAGUUUACAUGUAAAAAUAACUUUUAUACAAAAAUUUUACUAAAAAUAGUAUUAUAUAAAAUAUUAACCUUUCCAAUAAAGGCUAAAGUAAAAAAAUAAAAUUAAAAAAAUUGUUUUUUGAAACAAUAAUUUGUGAAAAAAGUACAUGCACCAUUUUGACUAUAGAAGUUGUUUCAGUUAAGGUUCAAGGGUGCUCAAUUAUACACUUAUACAAUUAUUUCUCAUUAAAGUUAUAAAAAAAAAACUAUACCAUAUUUUUACAUGUGACCUGAUGUUAUUUAGGUUUAAUGUAAAUGUUUACCAUCUGGUGCCAAGUUAAGUACAAUAAUUUUAAUAAGCACUAUGGUGCUAUAUAAUAUAGUGCAUAAUUAUUUCUUUUGUCAUUUGCUAAGAUACUUAUUCAAAUUAUUACGAUUAUAUUUUUUAAUAUGUCAGCCAUAUAAUGAAAUAAAAUAAGCAAUGUAAUCAUAAA